This is a messenger RNA of Brienomyrus brachyistius, 2061 nucleotides long. RefSeq names its product LTV1 ribosome biogenesis factor (gene ltv1). Gene Ontology annotation, cellular component: cytosol; nucleus; preribosome, small subunit precursor. The coding region runs from base 283 to 1704 and encodes 473 amino acids. Lineage: Eukaryota; Metazoa; Chordata; Actinopteri; Osteoglossiformes; Mormyridae. Gene Ontology annotation, biological process: ribosomal small subunit export from nucleus; ribosomal small subunit biogenesis. The record is from RefSeq and is a predicted model, not a curated record. The transcript has 11 exons.
CGAGAUACGAACGAAUAUAUUUUAAUUGCUAUGUAUAUUAAAUGUUCCUUUUAAAAACUCAUUUUGUAAUGUUAUUUUUCAAAUUCUAUUUAUCCUCCUUGUAUGCUGCCAGACCGUGUUUCCUGUCAUGGCGGUGGUGACAAACAACACGUGAAGAUUUUACGUCGCCGAAAACGUUUUUACUUUUCUUUUGUGGUGCUGACGAAUGGAGUUGUGGAACCAAGUAUAAAAUACUAACUCUGUAUUUAUUUGAAAUCACUUGGAAUCAGCUGAAAUCCGAACAUGCCGCACAGAAAGAGGAAGGCUUUUAUCGAUAAGAAGAAGGCUGUGACAUUUCACCUGGUGCACAGAAGCCAGCGGGACCCCUUGGCGGCUGACGAGACCGCUCCUCAGCGUGUGUUACUGCCAGCCAGCAAGGCUGAGGUUGAGAAGAGACAGGAAGAGCAGAGGACGUUUGGGGUCUUCUUCGACGAUGACUAUGACUACCUGCAGCACCUCAAAGAGCCCUCCUGUCCUGGAGAGCUCGUGGUGGCAAGCGUACAUCAGCGGGACCCUAAACUCAUCAUCACAGAGGAUGGGCGGGUCAAUGAGGAAGCCCCACCCCUUCCUGCUGUCUCCAUCAAUCUGCCGUCCUCUGUGUUUGCCUCUGAGUUUGAAGAGGAGGUGGGAUUGUUGAACAAAGCAGCCCCUGUAUCAGGGCCACGGCUAGAUAUGGAUCCUGACAUCGUGGCCGCGAUGGACGAGGACUUUGACUUUGAUGACCCUGAAAACCAGCUAGAGGACGACUUCAUUGUCCGGGCCAAUGACAUCGGGGGCAAUGAAGAUGCAGGCCGUGGCGAUGAUGAUGAUGAUGAUGAUGAGUGGGAAGAUACGGAUGAUGAGGAGCCUGAUGAAGAGCAGGAGGAAGAGUACGGUUCGGAAGGGCCCCUCUCAGAGGACGGGGACCUGGCCCCUCGGGAGCUGCUCUUCAUGGACGAGGAGACGAAGAGCCGCUUCACUGAAUACUCUAUCACGUCAUCUGUCAUGCGGCGCAACGAGCAACUCACCCUGCUGGAUGAUCGCUUCGAGAAGUUUUACGAGCAGUUCGACGACGACGAGAUCGGCGCGCUGGACAACGCAGAGCUGGAGGGCUUCAUUGCCCCCGACAGUGUGCGCUUGGGGGAGGUCAUCGACGACUACUACAGGCAGAAGGAGAAGGAGUACCAGAAGCCUGAUGACUUGGGCCCGAGAGGACUCCCGCUGGUCGCUGAGGAGGAAGAACGCGAGGAAGAGGAGGAGAUGGAGACCCUGGUGGUGGAGAAGCCGGCAGAGAAAUGGGAUUGCGAGUCGAUCCUCAGUACUUACUCAAACUUGUAUAAUCGUCCAAAGAUCAUCAGUGACCCACCGAAGCCCAAGCCCAUUCGAGUGUCCCAGAAGACCGGCAUCCCGCUGGAUGUCCUGCCAGAGAGGGGCCUGACAGCCAAGCAGGUGGAGCGCAUGGAGAGGAUCAACGACUCGGACCUGCCCCGCGCAUCCACGCAGCCCCGGAGCAAGGAGGAGGGCAAGGAGGAGAGGAAGGCCAGGAAACAGGCCAUCAGAGACGAGCGCAAGGAGAGGAGGAGUGAAAAGAAAGCCAACAAACUGGCCUUCAAGCAGGAGAAGGCCAGGCAGGAGAAGGAGCUCCUGAACAUGCGAGCCAACAUACAGGGCCUAAAACUGUCAUAACCCCCCCACCCCACGACCCCAGAGAUCGCAACUCGGUUUGGACUCUGCAAGCUGUUUCACUUUCAGUUUGUUCUUUUUGACUUCAGCUGGGAGUUCUUGGGACUGACGCUCAGUCAGGUUGGGGCACGGCCCCAUUUCGCCAGCCUCGUGUCCAGAUCUAUCAGCACGUUUUCCCGUUUUUAACACAGCUAUGCACCGCUGCUCGCCUACAGGUGCGGAGCAGUACAAGCAGCCAAACACUCUGAUUCCACGCAGCCCUAAUCACUGACAGGCAGAUCUGCAUUCAGAGCAUGUAUCUUUAUUCCCUCAGCAUGGAAACCAAUGCAAUAUUCUGUAUAAAGUUGUUUAUUCAGUUGA